AUGGAAUCUGAUUGUUCAGAUCUUUCUGACAAAGCCGAAGAUACAUUUUCUCUAUGGGACGAUCACCACAAAUUAGUCCAUAAGAGUUGGAAAACGGUGAAAUCUGACGAUUCUAUUUCUGAUGAACUAUCUAUUUAUUUACGUAGCCCAGUAGGCAGAUUAAAUGAGAAUCCUUUAGAAAUUUGGAAUGAUCUCAAGAUUCAGCUACUUAAACUUUACACAAAUGUAUACAAAUAUUUAACCAUGGCAGGAUCUUCAGUUCCAUCUGAACGUUUGUUUUCUAAAGCAGCACAAAUCGUCAAUCAACAACGAAAUAGACUUAAAGGCAAACUUUUAAAUAAACUAUUGUUCUUGCAAAGUCUUCCAAAAGAACACUGGAUAUAG
This is a messenger RNA of Parnassius apollo (apollo), 384 nucleotides long. The record is from the annotation of a GenBank genome assembly. Lineage: Eukaryota; Metazoa; Arthropoda; Insecta; Lepidoptera; Papilionidae.